This is a messenger RNA of Dinoponera quadriceps, 755 nucleotides long. RefSeq names its product TM2 domain-containing protein CG11103 (gene amrt). NCBI's taxonomy places the organism in Eukaryota, Metazoa, Arthropoda, Insecta, Hymenoptera, Formicidae. The coding region runs from base 82 to 642 and encodes 186 amino acids. The transcript is spliced from 3 exons. The record is from RefSeq and is a predicted model, not a curated record.
GUAACUGAAAACAGAAGCAUCGUUUCCCGAUCAUUGUUACUCCAUGUAUCAUGGUUCGUUUAAAAUGUCAAGCACGACAAAAUGAGGUUAUUUCUCGUUCUCGUAGCAAUCGUUUGUUCUUCGUGGGAUCGGGGCGAAUGUUUGAUGCUUGCCAGCGCGAAUAAGAGUGUCGAUCAGCAGCUCGAAUACAGACCGGAGGGACCGCUGGUGAUGUGUAAAUUUCUGCCGAUAGAGUUUAUAGAAUGUGAAGAACCGAUCGAUCACAAGGGAAACAAAACUGCCAAGGAAGAGAUAGGUUUCGGUUGCGUCAAGUUUGGAGGAUCUCGCUAUGAGGAUGUGGAGAAAACUAAAGUGUCGUGUACGGUAUUGCCGGACAUCGAGUGCUUCGGACCAAGAACGUUCUUUCGCGAAGGAGUACCGUGUAUAAAGUACAGUGAUCACUUUUUCGCAACGACUCUCUUGUACAGCAUUCUGCUGGGCUUCCUCGGCAUGGAUCGAUUUUGCCUCGGCCAUACCGGGACAGGAGUGGGCAAACUGUUGACAUUAGGCGGUAUGGGUGUUUGGUGGAUUGUCGAUGUCAUCCUGCUAGUGACAAAUUCCUUACAACCCGAGGACGGUAGUAACUGGAAUCCAUACGUGUAAUAUUUUAUUACUUUAAAAGAAAACAAAAAAAAAAGAAGGAAAGCAAGCAACUACUUUUUUGUAUAUAAUUUGUAAUUUAUUUGUAAAUAAACCACAAUGUGACGGUACUAUAA